Lolium rigidum is the source of this 1398-nucleotide messenger RNA. Its product is annotated as pinin-like. The record is from RefSeq and is a predicted model, not a curated record. Bases 15 to 1223 code for a protein of 402 amino acids. Gene Ontology annotation, cellular component: catalytic step 2 spliceosome. NCBI's taxonomy places the organism in Eukaryota, Viridiplantae, Streptophyta, Magnoliopsida, Poales, Poaceae. The transcript is spliced from 10 exons.
CUUCCCCGCCGACGAUGGCCGCCGCGUCGGAGAAGACGGCCGAGGACAUCCGCCGCGAGCUCCAAGAGCUCCAGCGCCAGCACCGCGAGAUCAGCGAGCGCCUGCGCGACCCCCGCGGCCUGCGACGCGGCGCUCCCCCCACCGGCCCCGGCGGCCCCCGCCCGCUCCGCGGCUUCCAGAGACCCGCUCCGGAACCAGUGGACCAGCCUGAGCCGAAGCGCCGCCUUCUAUCUGCCGUGGUUAAAGUGGACAGCGCUGAAGCUAAGGAGGACGAUGCGAACAGUGCAGCGGCGGCGGAGGGGCGAGAGAAUGGAGGUUCGGUUGCUGCUGAAGGUGCUGAGAGGAGGGGAGCCGGUAAUGGUGGGUUCAGGAGGGAUGGGACCCAGUGGAUUUCAAGGAGGGAGCUUGAUAAGGCGCUGCCGGAGCCUCUCCCCAGGCAGUUUCCCAAGGAUGACGACCAGAGCUUGGUCAGGAGGAACAGGAGAAUGCUAGGGAAGCUCCUUGUUGGCACGCUAGAGAAAUUUCAGCAAGAGGACAAAAAAUUGUCCAACUCAGAGGCUUUUAUGCGUCGAUCAGAGGCUCAGCAGAAGGCUGAUCAAAAGGCCCGCGAGGACAGCGAAAGAUUGCGACAGCAAGAGCGGGAGCAAGCAGCAGAGAAGCGUAGGCGCGAUAUGACACUUCGUGCUCGAGUAGCUGCUAAGGCAGAAGAGAAGAGGUUGGAGCUGUUGUACCUACAGUGGACUGAGCAUCACAAAAAGCUGUCCAAUUUCUUAAGGACAAAAGCUGAACCAGCUAUUUAUUACAUGCCAACCAAACCACUAAGUGAUGAUCCAGCUAUUGUUGAGCAGACCAAGGAAAAGACAUUCGAAGAAUGGAAGUCUGUACGUAGGGCUGAGCUGAACCAGUUUCAGAAGCAAGUUGAGGAGCACUAUAUGUCUAACGUCGAGAAGCAGUUGGAAAGAAUUCAGAAUGCCCGGAAUGCUCGGAAGGGGAACGUCCCUGCUAACAUGCAGGAAAUGGAUAAGGAGCUGGACACACACAGGGCAGAGCAUGGUCCAAAGGCUCGGCGGAUCCCUGACGGUGACAACGAUGAGGAUGAAGAUGUGGACGACAUGGCCGUGGAAGAUUACCUGAUGGAUGAAGUCCUUGGCGUCAGCGAGGACCCAACCAAGCCGUCUGAAGAGACUACUGAUGUUGCUCCUGUACCUGACGAAGCACAGUAGGCUGGUUAUUUGCGAGGUAGGCGCUUAGGCAUUGCGAUUCAAUGUCGUUGUAGUUGCCCUUCUGUUGUGACUGUGUACGUGUAUUGUUGUUGGGUUUUUGUCUUUCAGAAUGAUGUGAUCUCUUGCUGUUGAUGCCAUAUACAUGAUUGUUUCAUUAUUCUAUUGUCAUUUCUAA